AUGCUCAAAAGGUGGGGGCGAGGUCGACUAGGCGACGCGCUGCGGGGCGGGGCUUUGGUGACUCCGGGGACUCAGAGUUGAGCUCUGCCUGGCUGCGGGGAUGGCGGGGAGGGGAAAGCUAAUCGCGGUGAUCGGAGACGAGGACACGGUGACUGGUUUCCUACUGGGCGGCAUAGGAGAGCUUAACAAGAACCGCCACCCUAAUUUCCUGGUGGUAGAGAAGGAUACAACCAUCAAUGAGAUCGAAGACACUUUCCGGCAGUUUCUAAACCGGGAUGACAUCGGCAUCAUCCUCAUCAACCAGUACAUUGCAGAGAUGGUACGACACGCCCUCGAUGCCCACCAGCGCUCCAUUCCGGCCGUCCUGGAGAUCCCAUCCAAGGAGCACCCCUAUGAUGCCGCCAAGGACUCCAUCCUGCGCAGGGCCAGGGGCAUGUUCACUGCUGAAGAUCUGCGCUAGGGAACUCCCCACAGCCCUUCAGCCCCUCCGUCAUUUCCAGGCUUGCCAUCAGCCCUCCUUUAAGUUUUGAGCCUCUGAUUUCCAAUUCCCUGCCCCUUCCCACUCUAUCGAGAGGCUUGGUGAGGCACUUCUAGGUUGCUUGGGCUCUGCCAUUAAAAUCAAGGCUGGUGAGGGAACAGGAAGCCUGACCAUCUCUCUCCACUACCUCUUCCCUGUGCUGUUACACAGUGUCAUUGUCAAUGUUAAAUUAAAGUAAUAUUCUUUCUUCUCUCCAAA
Messenger RNA from Propithecus coquereli (Coquerel's sifaka), 736 nucleotides. RefSeq names its product ATPase, H+ transporting, lysosomal 14kDa, V1 subunit F (gene ATP6V1F). The transcript has 2 exons. The record is from RefSeq and is a predicted model, not a curated record. Gene Ontology annotation, biological process: proton transmembrane transport. Gene Ontology annotation, molecular function: proton-transporting ATPase activity, rotational mechanism. Gene Ontology annotation, cellular component: membrane; proton-transporting V-type ATPase, V1 domain. NCBI's taxonomy places the organism in Eukaryota, Metazoa, Chordata, Mammalia, Primates, Indriidae. Bases 101 to 460 code for a protein of 119 amino acids.